AUGGCCGACUCAGGUCUCCCCGCAGGAUGGGAAGUUCGUCAUUCGAAUUCCAAGAACCUUCCCUACUAUUUCAACCCCUCAACCAAGGAGUCUCGCUGGGAGCCACCAGCAGACACUGAUACCGAGAAGCUGAAGGUCUAUAUGGCCCAGCACCACACCCCCGCAGCUCGUGCCGACUCUUCUGGCCAAGCCGAAGGCAAGAUCCGCUGUAGCCACCUGCUUGUGAAGCACCGCGACAGCAGACGCCCCAGCAGUUGGCGAGAAGCUGAGAUCACCCGAUCAAAGGAGGAGGCCAUUGAGAUUCUGAGGGGCCACGAACAGCGCAUCCAGUCUGGGGAGACCACUCUGGGGGACCUUGCGGUAUCGGAAUCCGACUGCAGCAGCGCCCGGAAGAAGGGAGACUUGGGUUUUUUUGGUCCUGGUGAGAUGCAGAAGGAGUUUGAAACUGCCGCUUUUGCGCUACAACCAGGCCAGGUCAGCGGGGUGGUUGAGACGGCCUCUGGAGUCCAUCUCAUUGAACGUGUCCAGUAA
Penicillium alfredii is the source of this 531-nucleotide messenger RNA. RefSeq names its product peptidylprolyl isomerase ESS1 (gene pin1). The transcript has 4 exons. The coding region runs from base 1 to 531 and encodes 176 amino acids. Gene Ontology annotation, molecular function: protein binding; peptidyl-prolyl cis-trans isomerase activity. Lineage: Eukaryota; Fungi; Ascomycota; Eurotiomycetes; Eurotiales; Aspergillaceae. Gene Ontology annotation, cellular component: nucleus; cytosol. The record is from RefSeq and is a predicted model, not a curated record.